Nicotiana tabacum (common tobacco) is the source of this 1106-nucleotide messenger RNA. The record is from RefSeq and is a predicted model, not a curated record. Lineage: Eukaryota; Viridiplantae; Streptophyta; Magnoliopsida; Solanales; Solanaceae.
UGGGUUUAAAUAUACUUAAAACUCUUUUAUACAGGAGGUUGGAUGCAAUCAUGCUCAAAUGGUCGGAUUUUCAACUGAUGGAUUUGCAACUACCCAUACCAUGAGAAAAUUGCAUCUCAUAUGGGUUACUGCUCGCCUGUACAUUGAGAUCUACAAGUACCCUGCUUGGAGUGAUGUCAUUGAAAUAGAGACUUGGUGCCAAAGUGAAGGCAGAAUUGGGACUAGACGUGAUUGGAUUCUCAGAGACUGCGCUACUGGUGAUGUCAUUGGAAGAGCAACCAGCAAGUGGAUCAUGAUGAACCAGGACACAAGACGGCUUCAAAAAGUAGCUGAUGAAGUUCGUGAUGAGUUAUCAACCUAUUUUCCAAAAGAAUUGAGGUUAGCUUUUCCGGAGGAGAACAAUGGCAGCCUAAAGAAAAUAGCAAAACUUGAAGAUCCUGCUGAGUAUUCCAAGCUAGGGCUGGUGCCACGCAGAGCUGAUCUGGACAUGAAUCAACAUGUAAACAAUGUCACUUACAUUGGAUGGGUUCUUGAGAGUAUGCCUCAAGAAAUUAUUGAUACACAUGAACUAGAAACAAUCACAAUAGAUUAUAGGCGCGAAUGCCAGCACGAUGAUGUGGUCGAUUCUCUUACGAGCUAUGAACCCAUUGAAGAUGCUGCUUCUUUAGAGAUUGGGGGGGCUGCUAAUGGAUCUGCUACCGCUCCAAAGGAUUUAAACAAGAGCUUCUUGCAUUUAUUGAGAUUAUCAAGCGAUGGACUUGAAAUAAAUAGGUGUCGAACUGAAUGGAGAAAGAAGCCUUCAAGGAUAUAAGUUUCAAAGUGUUCUAUUAUCCAUUAUAGCCCAAGUAGGCAAGUGAUUUCAGUGGAGGAGCUCUUCUUUUUUUCAGUGUUUCUAUCUUUUUUCUUGUCUUUCUGCAGUUUUUGAUUGUUUCCCUCCUUUUCUUUUUCUUGGAGCUUUCCAUAGACUUUGGUUGAGAUGAGGCCACAUUGAUUUGUACUGAUGUUUUAGUUAUGCAAAUAGACAGGAUGAGGAAAAAAGUGUACUGUAAUAUGGGAACUAUCAUAGUUCUUAUCAUGUAAUGUAUGGCAUGUAUCUCCUGCUGGUA